CAAUUUAUGACUUAUCAUAAAUCAAAUAAAAAAGCUAAGACGGAGUUGCGACAUUCGGUAAAACUUCAAUAAUAUUUAUCAGGAAACAAAGCUAACAGCUGUUGUCAGCACCAAUGUAUUUUCUUCAAGCAUUUGAAAUUUACUUAUAUCAUUUUACAUCUCAAACGUAACCAUCUUCAAGUUCAUAAGAUGACUAUGAAACGACUAUUUACAUUUUGCUUGUUGUCUUUGACAACAAUAACAACUUUAAUAGGAGCUUUCAGUGAAGAUUGUGAUGGAUGUUCAGUUGAGGGCCAAUGCCACAGUUACGGAGAGAUAUGGUUAGAAAAGACAGACAUAAUGUGUGCCUUAAAAUUAUGCCGUUGGAAGAGUGAAACUAAAUGGAGAGUAUAUACAAAAACUGUGUAUUGUCGGGACAAUUAUGGCAAUUGUGUUACCCACGGUAAAACUUGGGCGAGCUUGGAAAAUACAGAAUGCUGGACUCGCACGUGCUCGAUUACCGGAAGUAAUAGCGUUCGAGUCAUAUCAAAAUCAGGGGGACAGUGUUUUGACAGGUGA
This is a messenger RNA of Octopus bimaculoides (California two-spot octopus), 558 nucleotides long. RefSeq lists its product as uncharacterized. The record is from RefSeq and is a predicted model, not a curated record. NCBI's taxonomy places the organism in Eukaryota, Metazoa, Mollusca, Cephalopoda, Octopoda, Octopodidae.